Molecule: messenger RNA, 2928 nt
Organism: Lytechinus variegatus (green sea urchin)
Lineage: Eukaryota; Metazoa; Echinodermata; Echinoidea; Temnopleuroida; Toxopneustidae
Product: liprin-alpha-1-like
Exons: 3
Coding region: 2222-2725 (167 amino acids)
Biological process (GO): synapse organization
Cellular component (GO): presynaptic active zone
Source: RefSeq, a predicted model, not a curated record
AUCAUUAUUGUUAUUAUGAUUAUUAUUACUAUUAUUAGACCAACUGCAGUAUAGACCAAGCUGCAAUAAGACCAAAUUUAUAAUGAUAAUGGACCAAAUAUGUUGGACUAUCUGAGAAGUGCGUUUAGACCAAAUUGAAUCUAAACCAUACUCUGCUAUCUUAGGUAUAUUUUAACACACCAGGGUCAAUUCAACCAAGAUUACAAACUCUCAACUCAUAGCCAAUUAUGGUGCUUCAACCAAGAUUACAAACUCUCAACUCAUAGCCAAUUAUGGUGCUUCAACCAAGAUUAUAAUCUCUCAACUCAAAGCCAAUCACGGUGCUUCAACCAAGAUUAUAAUCUCUCAACUCAAAGCCAAUCACAGUGCUUCAACCAAGAUUACAAACUCAACUCAAAGACAAUCACGGUGCUUCAACAAAGAUUACAAACUCUCAACUCAAAGCCAAUCACAGUGCUUCAACCAAGAUUACAAACUCUCAACUCAAAGACAAUCACGGUGCUGCAACCAAGAUAACAAACUCUCAACUCAAAGACAAUCACAGUGCUUCAACCAAGAUUACAAACUCCCAACUCACAGCCAAUCACGGUGCUUCAACCAGGAUUACAAACUCUCAACUCAAAGACAAUCACGGUGCUUCAACCAAGAUUACAAACUCUCAACUCAAAGACAAUCACGGUGCUUCAACCAAGAUUACAAACUCAACUCAAAGCCAAUCACGGUGCUUCAACCAAGAUUACAAACUCCCAACUCAAAGCUAGAUGUAACUAUUGUGAGAAAUGAUAUUGAUGUGAAUUGAAAAAACUUCAUUUUGUCCUCUGACAGGAAAUUUGACAUUCACAGGUGCAAAGCUAUGUAGAUUCAAAAUUCCAUAAUGAAAUGAAAUAUGAAUCACAAUGCCUAGGCUUUAAAAGGGUUGCCAAACAAUUUUGUUGUCUUGUAUUGUCAUUUAUCUAUUCCUUAUUUCUGUAGUUGUAAUUGAAAAUAAAAUGAUAAUUUGGAUCAAUACCUUGCAUGGGAAUGUAGGUGUUCAUGCCAUAUCUACGUUAGUUAUUAGUAUGAACACAUUGUUUGAGUGACAUACUAUAUGAAGAUGUUAUGCAUGGGCACAUUGAUACAAACAUGUAUAAGAGUACUUGAGUGCUUCAAAGAGUGGACCAGUGUUUCACUCACAUACUUUCCCUCUCUAUCCAAUGUUCCUUUGAGACAUUACUUCUAGUCUGCUAUUCUAAACCCUUUUCCCAAUCUAAUUUUGAGUUGGUGGUGCUAUCUUAUUUUCCAGGGGCUUGUUUCAUAAAGGUACAAAUGCUUCCUUUGUACAUGUUGUACCAUUGCUAAGCCCUCGUACCAUGGAUCAAUGGCACACCAUCAUUAAUAGUUUGUGAAACAUGCCCAAAAAUUCUAUUCCUAUGUAUUGUUUCAUAUCAGAAUAUCAAUUUUACUCUUGUACAUUUUGAAGGCUCAUUAACAUUUUGUCUAUAAUUCGUGUGUGAGUAAGUCAUUUAUUUUAUCUGGUAAUCGGAAAUUUGAAAACUUCUUUCUAGUUCUUUAUUUAUUCACAAUAUUCAGGUCUCAGUCUUGAAAAUCUUGAAAACAAAAUCAUGUAUGUAAUGUGUACAUACUUAAAUUGAGUGCUUGGUGAAAUGUGUCUGAUAACACAGACUAGUUGAGGAGUGCGCUACCAAUAGCGUGUGCUUGUCAUCCUCUUGCAGCACACACAUUGCAAAUAUCACACACACAUUGACGCAGGUGGCUCUGACUUUGGUCGCUUCAUAUCAUCUCUCUCUUUCCCACUUGCAUCUGAGUGAUACAAGCAUUCACAGCAUCUCAUCCUACCGGUGUAAGGAUCGCAUCUUCUUCUUCCUACCAGUAUAAGCAUCCUAUCUCUCUACUAGUGUUUGGAUUGUAUUUCUGUGCUAGGACCACAUGUCCACAUCAUUUCUACCGGUAUAAAGUUUGCAUCAUUCUACUGGAGAAUUUGCUCCAUCAUCUAUCCAGAUAAUUGAUCUCAUCUUUUCUGUUGUAAGGAUGAUAUAAAUACAGGUGUAAGAUUCUGGUGUAACGGCCACAUUGUACUACUUUAUACUACUUCAAGGAGUGUUUCACUGUGGAAUUACUUUCUGAAUUGAGUCCAGUUUUGCUCUUCCUCUGGAUUUAAUCUUGACAUUGUGGAGCUAACCAAUAACUUAAUGUGCCAAUCAGACAAUGUGUCUGUGGAAUUAUGUGGAAAGAAUUUGCAACAUUAACGAAGGAGCUUAACCAGGCCAGAGAACAGCUGCUUGAAAGAGAGGAAGAGAUUUGUGAACUGAAGGCAGAGAGGAAUAAUACUAGGUUACUGUUAGAGCAUCUUGAAUGUCUCGUGUCCCGUCACGAGCGUUCACUAAGGAUGACGGUUGUAAAGCGCCAAGCAUCAUCGCCCGCCGGAGUGUCAUCAGAGGUGGAGGUCUUGAAGGCCCUGAAAUCUCUUUUUGAACAUCAUAAAGCUCUUGAUGAAAAGGUCAGGGAGAAGCUUAGGGUUGCUCUUGAUAGGGUCAACACACUAGAGGGAGAGGUGGAAAGGUCACAUACAGAGGUAAGAGGUCAAAAUUUAGAUGUUUAUUUUUUAGGGCUGUUAUCGAUAAUGUCUUUAUCGCUUGUCUUGUCAAUAAUCGCUUGUUUUUCGCCACCUAGCAAUAUUGAUAACCUUUCUCUCGUUGAUAAUACCCGCUAUUAUGUAGGGAAAUAGUGAUUUUUCUGUGAUUUCACGGAAUUCACGAAACAGCCUUUUGAAAGUGGCUUUUUAAAUGGAAAAUAACGGCAAAAAAUAUUUAUCCUUAAACAUUGAACAGCAACUAAUGAUCCAAUCUAAAUAUCUUGAUUACUUUAUUCUUACCUUACACUAUUUCUUCUUUAAGCACAUAGUAGGGACAUGCUAUGCUAUGUGUGAUU